Molecule: messenger RNA, 867 nt
Organism: Mizuhopecten yessoensis (Yesso scallop)
Lineage: Eukaryota; Metazoa; Mollusca; Bivalvia; Pectinida; Pectinidae
Product: spermatogenesis-associated protein 5-like protein 1
Exons: 2
Molecular function (GO): ATP hydrolysis activity; ATP binding
Source: RefSeq, a predicted model, not a curated record
AUGACGGUGAAAACGAGCAAUGCCGUUGUGAUGAAGGGUGAUGCUCCUCCGCCAACAGGAAGUCCACAGACCUGUAGGAUGAGUUUGGCCCUGAUGACAGAGUUGGGGGCAAACUUGGUCUCCCUUGUCCAGAUCACAGACAACUUCCAACAGGCCAUUUGUCGAUUGAGAGUGGCUGACAGUAUAUUUGGCAAUUAUAUUGAAUAUCAUCCUACCGUGUUCCGCAGCUGGCCAGAAUCAACAGAAAUAUCAGACAGAGGGGAGUGUGAACAGGAUACAAAUGCUUUCAUGGUAGGAACACAAACAGUAAUCCGUGUGACUGAUAUACAGAGUACAGAACGAUACACAAGUGGAUUGUCCUCUACGGCAAGCCCUCUCGGAGGCCUGGAGGAAAUUGCUCGGGAGCUUAUAGAAACAGUUAAAAUCCCUGUAACUUUGGCGGGGUGUUUGGGUAAAGCUGCAGUGAGACCUGUUAGUGGGGUGCUGCUAAGGGGACCCCCUGGCACCGGCAAGACCUCACUAGUCAGGUAUGUGGCAAGCCAGACAGGGGCUCACCUGGUCACCAUUAACGGCCCAGAAGUGUUUGGUUCCCGCCCAGGCCAGACAGAGGAAGUGCUACAAAAGAUAUUUGAAAGGGCAGUUUUGUUUUCUGAAGAAGGGCUUUGUAUUUUGUUUAUUGAUGAAAUAGAUUCUUUGUGUCCAAAGACGAGGCCAGGGGAGGCAAUGUCAGACCAGAACGCGUCCGGCUUACUGUUUAACUUCCUGGAUAGCCUUCAUGAAACUCUCUCCCUGGUUGUGAUUGGGGCAACUAACAGACCGGCAUCUCUCGACUCUGCACUGCGACGACCAGGAAGACUUGACAAGGAG